Messenger RNA from Hansenula anomala, 1035 nucleotides. RefSeq names its product tRNA (guanine(9)-N(1))-methyltransferase (gene TRM10). Lineage: Eukaryota; Fungi; Ascomycota; Saccharomycetes; Phaffomycetales; Wickerhamomycetaceae. The transcript has a single exon. Gene Ontology annotation, cellular component: nucleus. The coding region runs from base 1 to 1035 and encodes 344 amino acids. Gene Ontology annotation, molecular function: tRNA binding. The record is from RefSeq and is a predicted model, not a curated record. Gene Ontology annotation, biological process: tRNA N1-guanine methylation.
AUGUCAGAUCAACCAGGAACUGCACAAUCACCUGUUCAAGAUGCCCCAAAGGCUGCAGACUAUCCAACACUUGAGUCGAUCCCAGAGGUAAAACCAGCAGAGAUGUCAAAAUCUCAAUGGAAGAAACUUCAAAGAAAGAAAAAGUUUCAAGAAAACAAAAAGGAAUAUAUCAAGAUCCGUAAAGAGAAGAAGAAGGAAAACAAUGCUGCUCGUCGUCUUGAAAUUCAAUCAUAUGUUGAAAAAAAUGAACCAAUUCCAGAACAUUUGCUUAAAAAACCAAAAAAACCAAAAACUCAAACCAAAACAGGUUCUAAGAUUGUUAUAGAUUGUUCUUUUGAUCAUUUGAUGAAUGAUAAAGAAAAAGUUUCUUUGAGUUCCCAAAUUACACGAGCAUAUGCCGCAAACCGUACUUCACCAAACACUGUUGACCUAGAAGUUACUUCAUUCGGAGGAAACCUUAAAAGAAGAUUUGAAGUUGAUAUGAAAUCUUCUGCAUAUCAAAAUUGGAAAAACAUCACAUUCAAUGAAGAACCUUUUGAACCUUCAGAAAAUGUCAUUUAUUUAUCAGCAGAUGCUGAAGAAGCUCUAGAAGUGCUUGAACCUGAUAUGACAUAUGUUAUUGGUGGUAUAGUGGAUAAAGGUCGUUACAAGUUCCUUUGUAAAAACAAGGCAGAUGAACUUGGACUCAAAUGUCUAAGGCUUCCAAUUGAUGAAUAUAUUAACUUGUUUGGUAGAAGAGUCUUAACAACAACACAUGUUGUUGAAUUAAUGUUGGAAUGGUGGAAUGGUAAAGAUUGGAAAUUAGCAUUUGAAAAAGUUUUACCGCAAAGAAAACUGAUCAAUGAGGAUAAGGAAGGAAGUACAAGUGUUGACCCAGAAGAAAUUGCAAGCGUUGAUCCAGAAAAAAUUGCAAAGCUUGAGGAUGACGAAGAGGAUGAAGAGGAAGCUGAAGCUGAAGAGGUAGCUCCAGAAAGUGAAAAGAAACCGGAGCCUGUCCAAACUGCCGAUGCUACAGAAGGGACCUCAGCUGAAUGA